This is a messenger RNA of Rhizoctonia solani, 1281 nucleotides long. RefSeq names its product glycoside hydrolase family 127 protein. The transcript is spliced from 14 exons. The record is from RefSeq and is a predicted model, not a curated record. The coding region runs from base 1 to 1281 and encodes 426 amino acids. NCBI's taxonomy places the organism in Eukaryota, Fungi, Basidiomycota, Agaricomycetes, Cantharellales, Ceratobasidiaceae.
AUGGCAGCCUCGCUGGUUAUGGGGCAGGUACCCGUUCCUCCUCGGAGCGAUAGGGAGGCCGAGGCGGAACCUGAGCUUGCGGACAAGAUUGGCAAAACAGAUUAUAUAUUCGUUGAUGAAGUUUAUCAAACUUGCAAGCCGAGGGUCUUAAGGCAAUGGCUGUUGGAUAUCGGUUUUAGCAAGGACAAAUCCGAAUUGGCCGAGGCAAUCGAUGCAUGGAAUAGAAUUUACAAAUAUCAUGGAAGGCCAUCUGGGAUAUUUGCAGCUGACGAAUUCCUGGCCGGGCUUGAUCCCGUGCGCGGAACCGAGUUGUGUUGGUUGUGUGGAUAUUUGUUCCAAGCUACGGGCGACUCCUCCGUGGCCGAGCGGGUCGAACGUCAAGCAUACAACGCCUUGCCAGCAACCAUUACAGGAGAUAUGUGGGCUCAUCAAUAUGUCCAGCAACAAAAUCAGAUUGCAGCUCAAACUAUGUUGCCCAACCCAUUCCCGUCUGAUGGACCAGAAGCGAACAUUUUUGGUCUAGAGCCAGAUUAUCCAUGCUGCACAGUCAAUCAUAUGCAGGGAUUUCCGAAGUUUGUAGCCGCUGCAUUUUUGAAAACUCUAGAUGAGGGUGGUCUUGUACAAGUUUAUAACGGGCCAUUCCAAGUCGAGACUACUUUACGUGGGGGAAAUCAUGUUAGCAUUAUAGUCGAGACUACUUAUCCUUUUGGUGAUACGCUUGACAUCAACAUAACUGCUGAGCAUUCAUUCGACUAUUUCAUCAAUUUACCACAUUGGGCGGUUGAAGAAAAACGUGUGGUUGUGAAGGUCAAUUUACGCCAGGGUUUACCUGUUGAUAUCGAAUCAGGCCUACUUCGACUUAGAGCUAACGCUGGGAACUCGAAAUUCCGGAUAUCAUACAAUCCUCCUAUUAUUGUCGAACCUCGUCCGAGGGAUACGGUAGCGUUACACCGCGGAGCGCUUCACUAUGCAUAUGAUAUUCCCAGAAAGAACGAGGCACGUGCAGUGGACUUGAACAUGACACCCAGUGGUCCAUGGCAGUACGCGAUUGACCCGUCAACUGCCCGCUAUGAGCAAAUAUCCAAUGAUGUCCAUUCGCCAGUCUUCGACCACAACGGAUCGUCUAAUCAUAUAGCAGUCUUGGCUUGUAUUAUCAAAUGGGAGAUCGGUGGGCAGAUGUUUGCGAACCCUCCGCCAGAGAACCCAGAAUGUGUAGGCCCUAUGGAGACUAUCCGGCUUAUCCCAUACGGGCGUCUAGUCGACCAAAUUGAGGAUCAGUGA